UACAGCAAGCUGAGAUAAGGAGGGCUGGGUUUCCUUCUUCCUCUGAGCUCCAGGAGGGAAAUUAUAGCCUCUAAAGACACGUUGGGUCACAGAACUGCCUCAACUGCUGUCCACAAUGAUCCUCUACCUGCUCUUCCCUGCUUUUGUCCUCGGUACUGUGACAUCACAAUCAGCCAACAGCACAGCGGGAAAGCUCGAUGAAGUUGGGAGGAACCAAACAUUCAACAGUACACUGAAACCAAAGAACGUGACAUCCACAUUUUAUGAAGAGAACAAGGAGGUCGAGGAUAAACUGCAAAGUAACCAAGUGUCUGUUAUCACAGAAGAUAAAGAGAGUUUCCAGGAUGAGGAAAAUAAAAUUACUGGGAAAAACUGUGAUCGGGAGUCACUACAAUACUACAGUUCCAACUACUGUGGUCAAAUUUUUCACCAGGAAAUGUUGACUAUCGGCAGAGAUAACUGGUGUGUCCAGGAACAUUUCAUCAGAGCUUACAAUGAUCUAACGAUAUGCGUGGAAUCUGUGGCUAAACUGACCAGCUGUUUCUUCCCAAACCCUAAUAUUCAAGACUUCUUUAUCGACAUCCAUUUGAAAUACUUCCAGAACUGCACCAAUGAGAAUGAUCCGAUGACUGAAGAUGCCCCUCAGGAGGUGGUGAUUGGCCUCACUCUCCUUUCUGUGAGCUUCAUCCCCAUCAUGGUUUAUCUGGUCGCUCGGAGUUAGAUGCGCACUUGUUGUUACUCCAGAGGCUGAUGUGUUUAUUUUUUUUAACAAGAUAUAAGUCAUACAUUCAGUAAUGUAUAUACCUUUAUAUAUGGUACAUAUAUUUAUUACUUUUUAGAUUAACCAU
Oreochromis aureus is the source of this 848-nucleotide messenger RNA. RefSeq lists its product as uncharacterized. NCBI's taxonomy places the organism in Eukaryota, Metazoa, Chordata, Actinopteri, Cichliformes, Cichlidae. The transcript is spliced from 5 exons. The record is from RefSeq and is a predicted model, not a curated record. Gene Ontology annotation, cellular component: cell surface; membrane; signaling receptor complex. Gene Ontology annotation, molecular function: coreceptor activity. Gene Ontology annotation, biological process: protein localization to plasma membrane; cellular response to hormone stimulus; receptor internalization. The coding region runs from base 116 to 721 and encodes 201 amino acids.